This is a messenger RNA of Macrosiphum euphorbiae (potato aphid), 1911 nucleotides long. Lineage: Eukaryota; Metazoa; Arthropoda; Insecta; Hemiptera; Aphididae. The record is from the annotation of a GenBank genome assembly.
AUGGCGGAGUAUCUAGCUCUCGGCCACAUGGAAGUGGUACCAGAAAAUGAAACAGAAUUGAAAUCUUACUAUCUGCCUCACCAUGCAAUCAUAAAAUCAAAUAGUCUCACCACUAAGGUGAGCGUAGUUUUUGAUGGGUCAGCGCCCAGCAAGUCCGGUGUUUCCCUUAAUGAUAUAUUGUCAAGAGGGCCAGCUACUCAGCCUGAACUGUUCUCAAUACUGUUGCGGUUUCGGGUGCAUAAGUAUGUCCUUACUGGUGAUGUAGAAAAAAUGUACAGACAAGUUAAUGUAUCCUCUUCAGAUUGUAAUCUACAACGCAUUGUGUACAGAGAUUCUCCCGAAGAUCCAGUUGUUGACUAUAGAUUGCUCACGGUGACAUAUGGAACAAAGCCUGCAUCUUUCUUAGCAACAAAAUGUCUUUCUCAACUAGCUAACGACACCAGUGUUCCGUCUGUUAGCCGUGCAAUAACUGAAGACUUUUAUGUCGAUGAUUUAAUUACUGGAGCCUCAUCUAUUGAUGAAUGUUUUUUCAUGUAUACUGAAUUAUGUCGAGUAUUGAAUGCAGCCGGCAUGCCAUUGCGGAAAUGGUGCUCAAAUUCUCCACUACUACUCAAUAAAAUUCCACAUACUCAGGACGAUCCAUCUUACUUAUUAAGACUGAAUGAUGAAGAUACCAUAAGCACUCUAGGUUUAACCUGGCAACCUAGCAUUGAUUGUUUCCGAUUUGUAUUUAAGAACUGGGAUCCUCCUGUAGAAAUGUCCAAGCGGUUGCUGCUGUCAGAUAUAAGUAAAAUAUUUGACCCCCUUGGGCUAUUAACACCUGUCCUUAUAAAGGGCAAAAUAUUCUUGCAACAAUUAUGGACCUUGAAGCUUGGAUGGGACUCCCCAUUGUCAACUGAUAUUGUGUCACGCUGGAAGCAGUUCUAUCAUCAAUUCAAGGAACUUGAACACAUAAGAGUGCCUAGAAUUGUUCUCGACAUUGACUCGCCGAUAAUUGAGCUGCAUGGUUUUGCGGAUGCUUCUCAAGAGGCCUAUGGGGCAUGUGUUUAUGUAAGGUCUGUGGCUGCAAGUGGCAGCAUAACAGUGUCACUAGCUGUAUCAAAAUCUAGAGUCGCUCCACCAAAACCAACCACAAUCCCAAGACUUGAGCUGUCCGGGGCGCUUCUACUGGCUGAGCUUGCUCAUAAUGUUUUACUUGAAUUAGCAAAGGUGAAUAUUAUUAUUAAUUCUUCAAGCAUAAUGCUCUGGUCUGAUUCAACAAUUGUGCUGUCUUGGAUUAACACGUCUAAACCACUAAAGGUAUUUGUCGCCAAUAGGGUAGCACAAAUAACUGACCUCACCAGUCCUAGUCAAUGGAUGCAUGUUCCUACAAUCAGUAAUCCUGCUGACAUGAUUACUCGAGGUAUUGACGUUCAGUCACUCAGUCAUAACCAAUUGUGGUGGAAUGGCCCCGCAUGGCUAAGCCAAGAUAGGAAAUGCUGGCCUGCGUGGCCUCCAUCGACCGAUGAUGUUCCUGAAACCCGACAAGUUAAGCUGGUUCUUGCCGCUGUUUUGCUUGAUCAAUUUUCUGAUUUUAUGCGUUUGAUCCGCAUUACAGCAUGGGUAUUAAGGUUUUGUUCAAACGCAAGUAUCCCCUCAAAUAGAUGUGACAUCAUGAAAUUGGGCCCAUUAACUGUGGUUGAGUUAUCUAAGGCAAAAACAACAUGGCUACUUCACGCUCAAAGGUGCGCCUUCCAUAACGAACUAGACCAGCUGAGUAAAAAUCAGCAACUAUCAAGGCAAAGUCAAUUGAAGAAGUUACACCCCUUUAUUGACAUCUCUGGGCCAUUUUCCUGUAAUCCUGCGUGUGACUGUUUAGUGUUUUCCGUGUGUCGUACUGGACGUACCUACUGUCAUUCCGUGAAUCAUUAA